Messenger RNA from Colletotrichum godetiae, 614 nucleotides. RefSeq lists its product as uncharacterized. Bases 111 to 491 code for a protein of 126 amino acids. NCBI's taxonomy places the organism in Eukaryota, Fungi, Ascomycota, Sordariomycetes, Glomerellales, Glomerellaceae. The transcript has a single exon. The record is from RefSeq and is a predicted model, not a curated record.
GAUGCCAAGGCCAAGGCUGAGACCGAGGCCGUGUUGCAGGUGCUCUUCUAAGUCUCGCCAUGUCGACAAGAACCGGGCCCAGUAUCGACCCAAAGUGACUAUGAAGGUCAAUGCGAAGCUUGAGUUUCUCUGGUGAGAUAUUCCGGCAUCAUCUACAAAGACGUCGAUAUCUAGGGCGAUCGAUAGGUGUGUACACGGGAAGAAACGGCAAUUACAAUAUCGCUACUAGACUCACAACUGACAGAGGCUUAGAUUAUCGCCACAAUUCACCAACAUGGAUCAUUGUUUCUGUUGUUGCCUUGGUCGAUAAAUGUGUGUGUUGUGGAAGGCGUCUUGUGGGAGGCGUUUGGUUGCGGAUACUUCUUUUCCAUGAUGGGGUUUUUGACUGGCACGACUUCAGUCAACGUUUCGCGCGCAUGCAUUAUUCGUGUUUUCCUCCGCAUUGGUUCUUAUUGGGACAUAUUUGCGGGACUGUUCAGCUUCCCGAGUAGUCUUGAUAUAGUCUGUAUUAAUAGCUAGGUGCUCUCAUAAAUGAAGUUCCUCUUGGCGGUCAUAACCAUACCCAUUUUGACAUAAGGCUGGGCGGCGAUGACGUUGGUGAUUGAACUAUCAAA